AUGCAAGAUGUCGAACGAUUACGACUGACUGGUGAUGGAAUAAUUUUGCCCCUAUUUCCGCUCGUAGUGUCUGGCAGCAGGUAUAAAUGGGACCUCAAUCACCCAAUCAUCCUUACUGCGCUUGGUUAGUGUGUUGUUUCUGUGCAACGGAUGCAUCUGGCAAGUACAAUGCAUCAUUGGCAGGGCAAUCGUGUAAUACUGUGGGGCUUCGCAUUGAUAAUCCUACCGACGGUGGUAGGGUUUGUGUACGGAGCAAAGAGUGCUGUUAAGAGCAACGAUUACAGUGAAACAGUUGCUACAUUUGUGCUUCGCUUUAUACGUGACCAUAAAGGCUUAAAGCAGGGCAUCGUUUUCGGGUGUGAUCAGAAGUUAUUGCUCAUUUACAAGGUUUUAUCGCAAUUGACCACCGCCGGCGUACGCGUAAGGACGGUGUCGACGGACCCAAGCUCGUCACUUGGCAUGGACACGGCUGAGCACGAGCGGUUUUCGAGCACUCUUCGACAGUCGCUUGAAUUUCAUCAAUUUGUGCUGCUCGAUAUGGCUUGCGAAAGCGCACCGGAUGUUCUGGGACAGGCCUCACAAUAUGAACUUUUCAACGCAUCAUUCCAUUGGCUGAUAAUUGAUAAAAAUUACAAUAGCAUCGUGGAUGGCAAAAAGAUGGCCGCAGGCAUUCCUGCCCACUUUUCGACUACUGGAUUUACGGUCAAGAAUAGUGCAGUGUCCAGUGCGGGCAAACCGGUCGGCACGAUGCAAUCCUUCGUCAACGAUACUGUGCUGGAGAGCAGUAGGACGAACGACCCUGGUCCGACAGCUAGUAGCGUCAACACCCGAGCGAAUGCCAAGGGCGAUACCUUCGAACUGUUAGCAACAAUGAACGUUAGCAUCAAUGCAGAAAUAACCGUUGCAAGGCCGACGGAUACAUCCUAUCGGGGAUUCACACUCUAUGAUCUCUGGAAUCCUGGUUUCAUCAGUGGCGGUAAAUUGAAAAUAGAAUCGCUGGGCAGAUACUCUGCAACCGAAGGGCUGCAGAUAGAGAAGCGCGAAACGACUGUGGUCCGCCGACGGAACAUGGACGGGCUGAAGCUAAAGAUAAUGACCGUGGUGACACAGAAACCACAUCAACCGUUCGAGCGGUACCUUACGACGCCACAGAACACCCAUCUCGAUUCCGUCCAUCGCUACAACUACGGCCUGAUGAGCAUGCUGAAGGACUUCUACAACUUUACCUUCGUCAACUGGCGCACCAAGAGUUGGGGAUAUUUGCGGAACGGUAAGUUUGACGGUAUGAUCGGUGCGUUGUCUCGCCGAGAGGUCGAUCUCGGCGGUUCGCCCAUGUACUUUCGCCAGGAACGGCAUCGGGUCGUCAGCUACACUACCCGCACCUUCAUAGAACGGCCCUGCUUCAUCUUUCGCCAUCCGCCGCGCAACGAUGCGGUAAAGAAUCCGUUUUUGCUGCCAUUCGAAAUAAUCGUUUGGUACUUGAUGGUUGCCUGCGGUUCAGUCUUGGUGAUGGUUUUGUGCUUGAGCUUCUUCGUCGAAGAUGCAGCAAUAAUGUCGUUGCUGCAGCAAACACCGCACACGGAACAAUAUGGAGCAAAGCUGGGACAAUCUUCCCCCUGGCCGGGACCGGUGCAGCAAGCCUCGCGCACCACGGAUGCAGCCGGCUCAUCUCGUUGGCGAUGGAAAAUAUGCCACUGGCUAUAUCCGGUGGAUUGUCGUCAGCUCGUACGUUGCAAUGGCGGUGGCGCUGCUGCUGCUGCUGCUGCUGCUGGAUCCACGGCACACAAUUGCCAUAACAAGACCGUCCCAGCAAACAUAUCGUCGACGCAUCGAUUCCAUCCGGGAGACGGAAACGACGGCGCCAAAUGCAAUUAUAAAGCGGAAAAGGUAUCGAAAAGCAUUUUACUCUUUCUCGGAGGCGUGUGUCAACAAGGAUUAUCCGAGAUACCGCACCUAUCAUCCGGCAGAUGUACGUCAUUUUUCAUCCUGCUCUUCGGCUACCUCAUGUACCAGUACUACUCGGCCAGCAUCGUCGGCACGCUGCUAAUGGAGCAACCGAAGAGCAUAAAAACGUUGAGGAAUUUGAUUGACAGCCGGCUAACGCUCGGGAUCGAGGAUAUUCCCUAUUCCAGAGAUUACUUUGUGCGCACGACCGAUGCUGAUUCGCUGGAACUGCACCGGACCCGGAUCGAGUACUACGAGCCAAAAAUGGGACGCAACGAGUCCCACUUUCUAGCGGCGGCCGACGGUCUGCAGCUGGUGCGGGACGGUGGUUACGCUUUUCACGUGGCCAUUUCGGCCGCCUACCGCAUCAUCCGGUUGACGUUCAGCGAGCGGGAAAUUUGCGAACUGAGUGAAAUUGAUAUGUUCCCCGUCUGGUCGCAGUGGAUGGUGGCGAUCGUACAGAAAAACUCACCGUAUCGCGAUGUCAUAACAUACGGAUUACGCCGGUUGAAUGAAGCGGGAUUAAUGCAGCGGCAGAGACACGUUUGGCAGGAACCGAAACCGAAAUGCGUUCGCCAGAUUGCCCCAACCGAUUUGAUCGUCGGUUUGGAUGCGGUAGUGUCGGCGUUCGUGCUGCUGUGCGGCGGAAUCGUUCUGUCCGUUUGCGUGCUGUUCGCCGAAAUCCUCUGCCAUCGGAUCGAACGUCAUCGGCACGGAUGUCGCCGGCGGCUGGGACGGAAUCGUUUUGUAAUGAUGACGAAGCAGCAUAGCUUAGUGACAGAAGCUGGCAGGAAUGAUACGGAAUUGUUGUACGUUGAAUAG
Anopheles maculipalpis is the source of this 2766-nucleotide messenger RNA. RefSeq names its product ionotropic receptor 75a-like. Gene Ontology annotation, cellular component: membrane. Gene Ontology annotation, molecular function: glutamate-gated receptor activity. The record is from RefSeq and is a predicted model, not a curated record. Lineage: Eukaryota; Metazoa; Arthropoda; Insecta; Diptera; Culicidae. The transcript is spliced from 10 exons.